CGACUCGAGGACUUCCCUCUCUUCUUGCUGAUCUUCGACACCCAUUGCGCAACUGCUAUUACAGAAACUGUGUUGUAGCAGCUUACAGGUGGGUAGGGUUCUGGUGGAUGGCGGGGACUAGCGCGGCGGCCCCCGUCAUUGGUCUUGAAUUUAUUUUCUGGUCGGACAUCUUUUCGCAACACACCUCAGAAACUCAUACCACCCUGCAACAUGGCGAAAACAAAACCGUCGAACCGCGCUGGCGACGCGAAAAAGAAGUCCAAAUCCGGUGACUCGAAAAAGUCGAAAGCCUCAGCGGAAGAGCUUCUCACACAAGCCGCUCUCCUCCUCCAGACCUCGCAGCCAGAGGAAGCCCUCGUCGCAGCGAGAAGAGCUCUCAACAUCCUUCAGCCGACCUCAAAGCCCACAACAGCCGCCCUUCCUGCACUCAACCUUCUCGGUGAAAUCAACAUCGAACUGGGCGACCCCGACUCUGCGCGCGAAGCCUUCCAAGUCGCCAUACUUCUUGACCCCGAGGGUGCGCAUGACGGCGCCGAGAAGUUCCUUUGGCUGGCACAACUCAACGAGGAUGGCGGGGCCGAGUCAGUACGGUGGUUUGAGAAGGGCAUUGAAGUCUUGAGGCGGGAGAUCGACGAGCUGGGAGAAAGAUUGGGCAAGAAGGCCGAGGUCGAGGACCUGCUGGAGGAGAAAAAGAUGAAGAUUGCAAACUCGCUGUGCGGUAUCGCAGAGGUCUACAUGACGGAUCUGUCCUGGGAGGCAGAUGCCGAAGCACGGUGCGAGGCAGCAGUCACAGAAGCUCUCAUGGUUGCGCCAAACAACGCAGAGCCAUUGCAGACGUUGGCCUCCAUACGGAUAUCUCAACUCAGACAGGAGGAUGCACAGGCAGCACUGACAAGGAGCAUCGAGCUAUGGAAAGAUCUGGAGCCAGACGACCCGAAAAUGCCCGAGUUCCCAACCUUGAUUAGCUUAGCACGACUGCUGAUGGAGGCUGACAUGGAAGACGACGCCAUUGACGUACUCGAACGACUCGUCAACAUAAACGACGGCAGUGUUGAGGCGUGGUACCUGGGCGGCUGGUGCCUGCAUCUACUUGCUGGCAAGCAAAAAGCAAAAGAAGGAGAUAAUGUGAAGACCGUUACGUCGCUGCUGAAGGCUAGUCGCGAGUGGCUUGUCAACUGCCUCAAGUUGUACGGCAUGCUGGAAUACGAAGACGAGCGGCUGAAGGAGCAUUCCGAGGAGCUACUCAAGGAGCUGAACGACACGCUGGGCCCGGCUGUUGAGGGCGAGGAAGAUGAGUGGUCAGACGAUGAGGGCGGUGAAGAUGACGACGAAGAGAUGGAGGGUGCUUGAGGCUGCAGCUUCGGGAUUAGUAGGUGCUGAAGCUGGUUCCAGAAGGAAGGCGCAGACGGCUG
Molecule: messenger RNA, 1412 nt
Organism: Boeremia exigua
Lineage: Eukaryota; Fungi; Ascomycota; Dothideomycetes; Pleosporales; Didymellaceae
Product: TPR domain-containing protein
Exons: 1
Coding region: 211-1350 (379 amino acids)
Biological process (GO): cell division
Molecular function (GO): protein binding
Source: RefSeq, a predicted model, not a curated record